This is a messenger RNA of Fusarium redolens, 2067 nucleotides long. RefSeq lists its product as uncharacterized. The transcript has 2 exons. Bases 1 to 2067 code for a protein of 688 amino acids. The record is from RefSeq and is a predicted model, not a curated record. Lineage: Eukaryota; Fungi; Ascomycota; Sordariomycetes; Hypocreales; Nectriaceae. Gene Ontology annotation, molecular function: metal ion binding.
AUGGCAGCAUCACGAUCAGUCUCAAUCACUUAUGUCCCUGCGGACUGUGGAUCUAUCAUUCCAGGCAAAUCCAAAGCGCCUCAAGCAUUCAGAGAUGUCGGUAUAGUCGGCAAAUUGAAAGAUGCUGGAGUGCCUUCUGUCUCUGAGCAUCAUGCUUUGGAGGCACCAGCAACUUUCUCUGCUACGACGUUCAGCGCAGGCGGUGCACGCAAUGAAUACAUCAACAUCGCAGUCUGCGAAGACGUUGAGCGGACUAUCAGCACCAACUUCAAGUCCUCAAGCAAACAACCUGAUUUCCAGCUCAUUCUCGGCGGCGAGUGCUGUAUGCUGCCAGCUAUUCUCUCUGCCUUCUGGAAACAUGCCGGCUCGCAGUCUCCGCCUAAGCGCGUUGGUCUGAUUUACAUCGACGCUGAUACUGAUCUUACCUCUCCAACGGAUCCAAGCUCUAUUGGCACUUUCGCCGGGAUGAACAUGGCUCAUCUCGUUCGACUACCCGGUGCACUCCAACGUAUGGAACAGUUCUCUCGUCCAUCAGGCGAACCUGUCUGUGAUGCUUCGAAUACAGUCUUCUUCGGCACGAACAUGUCUCUGCCUGGAAAUAAAUCAGAGCACUUCAAGUAUCUUUUCGACAACAACUUCAAAGUCGUCAGCUCAGCAUCCGUGGCGAAAGAUCCUGAGCAACGCGCAAGAGAAACACUUGAGUUUCUGCAAGACAAAGUCGACAUCAUUAUGGUUCAUCUGGAUGUUGAUUCAAUUGACCCUGGGACGUUUCCUUUGGCUAAUGUCCCAAACUUCACUGGCGUUGAGUUUGAGAAUAUGAUGAGGGCGCUCAAGGGGUUGCUUGGAAGCGAAAAGGUUGGGGGUCUUACUGUUGCGGAGGUCAAUCCAGAUCAUGAUCCGGGUUUGAAAAUGACUGAGAGAUUGACUUCUCAUAUCGUGGAGAUGUUAUCUGCGAGAAAGUGGCCGCAUGCGCAGAGCAUUCGUCACCUCAACCAACGCCCCCAAAUUUGGGCACCUCACAACUAUCCCCGCUCUUUCAUAGAUGCCGCCAAGAUCAUUACUCACUUGCAAUCACCAUCCAAGACUAACAAUCGCGAUGGGAAAUACGUACUCUUUAUUCUUCCUCCCAAGUCCACAGUUUACCGGGGAGAACCUACCGCGCAAAAUGGACGCGUCUUCAUUGUCACUGGUGGCUACUCAGGCGUAGGCUUCGAAUUGAGCUGCAUGCUCUAUCAAGUUGGCGGAUCCGUUUACAUCGCUGGAAGAUCACAAGAGAAAGCGGAAUCAGCUAUAAAAGAACUCCAGGAACAAUAUCCCGAUUCAUCUGGUAGUCUGAGCUUUCUUAAGAUAGCCCUCAAUGAUUUGGAUUCCGUGAAAGCAGCUGCAGAAGAAUUCAAGUCAAGAGAAUCCAGGCUCGAUGUCCUAUUCAAAAACGCAGGGGUAUCUAAUCCUCCAGCUGGCUCAGCCUCAGCUCAGGGAUACGAACUCAGUAUGGCAACGAACGCCAUUGGGCCUUGGUAUUUCACGCAGCUUCUCGUGCCAAUUCUGAAAGAAACUGCAAAGAGCCAACCCCCAGCAUCAGUUCGAGUAAUCUGGACAGCUUCCAUCGUGACAGACCUUUCCGUUCCAAACGGCGGAGUCAACAUGAAUGAAGUCAUCAGUCCAUCAAAAGAUCAACAAGUCAACUACACGAAUUCAAAGACAGGAAACUGGUACCUCGCCAGCGUUUUAGCAGACCAGAUUGGCUCCUAUGGUAUUCUCAGCGUUUAUCAUAAUCCAGGAAAUCUUCACAGUAAGCUGCUUCGCCAUAUGCCGUCGAUUAUUGGCUAUGUCGUUUCACCGCUUCUCUAUCAUGCAAAGUUCGGUGCUUAUACCAACCUGUGGGCUAGUCUCUCGCCAUAUUUACAGAUUGAGGAUGGGGGGAGGUUUAUCUUGCCUUGGGGUCGCUUUCAUCCGAAUCCGAGGGCUGAUUUGUUGGAGAAUCUCAAGUCGAAGGAGCAGGCAGGAACAGGGACUGCUGCUGAGUUUGCAGAAUAUUGUGAUAAGAUUAUUGCGGGCCAUCUAUAG